Didymodactylos carnosus is the source of this 726-nucleotide messenger RNA. The record is from the annotation of a GenBank genome assembly. Lineage: Eukaryota; Metazoa; Rotifera; Eurotatoria; Philodinida; Philodinidae.
AUGAAUCUUAUAUCGUUUUGUCUAUUUGCAACUGUUUGUGGUUAUACAAUUGCUAUACCAGUCAAUAAAACUGUAGAUGAAAAAACAAAACAAAAAGCAACAGAAAUUGCUGAACAUCUUCUAAAAGAAUUGGAACAUGAAAAACAAAGUGAAGGAUCAUUACAACAAUAUCCAUUAUAUUAUGAGAUAAAUGAUGAGCAAUCAAAAGCAAAAGAACAAAGAAAAAAUGAUGAUAACAAAUUGGAUAAUGAUAGUGGUGAUGAUGAUGAUAAGACAAAAAAGAAUCAAUUGAUAAAUAAUAGACAACAACACGUGUCAAAUGAAGUUUUAAUUAACGGUGAUGAUGGUGAUAACGACAACGAUGAUGAUACGGUAGUGAUGCCUUAUAUAGAUCCACACUGGGCAAGAGAACAACUGGCAGAAUAUUAUAGAUAUUAUGAACCAUUAGACGAUGAUGAAGAUGACUUUUAUUCAGUUAAAUCACAAGUUGAUCCAAGUGAAUUAAAAAUGUAUGCCAAACAAGUUUUGGAUUAUUUGAAAGAACAACACAAAUAUGAAGAACAGGAAGCAAAUUCGAGACAAACACCAUCUUCAGUCAACCGUGAAUCAUUAGUAUCAUCGUCAAACAGUAUCAUGGAUGACAGUGUAAUGCAAGCAGAUGUUAACGAUGAUAAUCACAAGAAAAUGGCUGCUUCAAUUCGACGACGAAGAUCAUUAAGAUAUUAG